AUGCGGAGCAAACCUGCCUCGUCGAUGCAGAAGACAUACGAUGAAUGCUAUUUGAUCUGUUCUACAGCCGUCUUCUUUGAAGGCCAGAAUAAUGAGACAGAGGCUCUUAGGUCCUGGAAGUCGGCGCUGGAUCAAAUUUACUACCAUAACGCAUACAAAUUGCCAUCCAACUAUGUCGCCCGAUCCGAGACAGAAAAGGCCCUCUUCGAUUCUCUGAAGCAGUUGGAGUUACAAUGUCGGGAGCGGGUCGAUCUCCUGGAAGCGCUGAACCAGAGCAGAAAAGAGGCUGAGAAGGAAAGCAAAUCAGAAUCCAGGCGGAGGCCAGCGGAUAAAGGGAAGGGUACCGGAGCCUCACAACAGCCCACUGCUUCUGGAUGGUUAGGCGAUGAUUCGAUUCCUCCCAUGCAGUACCACGACCUUCCCAACGCAAGUCCAGCACUGCCAUCAAGGCCUCCAAUGCCCCCUCGGCCGUCUAGUGGUGUCGGCUCUAGAGAUCGCCUGUCGAGUCUACCCAACAAUUCAACCACUUCACUUGGGCCCCCACCGCUGCUGCCGGUCCCUUCCAAACAAGUCUCGCGUAGUCCAAGUCCGGACACUGGAAGGAAGGCCAUGCGAACAACGUUAAGAAGCGGGAAUAAGGGCUUCAGGUCAUCGCGACCGUCUGCUCAACCGCGUCGGCAGGCUCCCAUGAAGGCUGCUGGUCUGGCUUGGGAUACCCAUCCUCGCAACAGCCAACCGGCUCCUGCACCUGAUUCUGACCCUACGAUCGAAGCCAGGCUCAGUGCGACAGCUGCUAGGCGCAGCUUAGAUGCCAGUUCACCGGAUUCGAGGACUAAUAGCAUGGUUCGGAUGCCGGAUCCUGCCGAUUACAUUCCAUCAAGCCAUUGGCGUGAGCCGUCAGAACCAGAACAGGAGGCCUUUAUGAAUACCUCGAUGAGUAGCCUACAGCUAAAACCCUCAAAUCCUGCCGAAGACGAAGAUAUGCCACCCCCACCCCCACCACAUGCCGGUGCCCCAUCGCCGACGGCAGCAAAAACGAGAACCAGAUCUCCACCACGACUCACGAAGCCACCAGAGAUAACUUACCGCCGAGAGUAUCCAAACCAGACGGGAUCGAAGCUGGCCCCGUCAGUAGCCAACCAGCUUCGGGAGAAAGCGGUUUCGCCGAGACCAGCUUCUACGAUUUCUCGCAAACCUGUCAAUUCGCAGGCAGCAUCUCCUUUUCAGGAGAAGCCUAAACGUAGAGAUCAGACGACGGACAACACCGACUCGGAACCAGAGCCAGCCAAAAAGGGGAGCAACCAAACCUCGCGGCGCCCGCAGACCAACCGUAAAGAAAGCUCGUCCAACUCGAAGCCUAUCACACCUCCCUUGACCUCAACAGACAAUUCUUCGGCCGAUGAAAAUGAUGCUGAUGAUUCACUUGAGUCAGCCUUCGAAAAGCGUGCAAAGCACAUUCUCAAGCAUUUACCCCGAGGCAUUGACGCCGCGGCCGCAGCAAGUAUUCUGAAUGAAGUCGUUGUGCGUGGAGAUGAAGUUCACUGGGACGAUGUAGCAGGACUUGAGCUCGCCAAAACCGCCCUUAAAGAAGCUGUUGUGUACCCUUUCCUGCGACCAGACCUAUUCUUGGGACUACGGGAGCCGGCACGGGGCAUGUUGCUGUUUGGACCUCCUGGAACCGGCAAGACAAUGCUAGCACGGGCCGUGGCAACAGAAAGCAGGAGCACAUUCUUCUCCAUCAGUGCCAGCAGCCUGACCAGCAAGUGGCAUGGAGACUCGGAGAAACUAGUGCGCGCGUUGUUUGGGCUUGCGAAGAUCAUGAGUCCUAGCAUCAUCUUUGUCGAUGAGAUUGACAGUCUGCUGAGCAAGCGCGGCGAAGGAAGCGAACAUGAGGCCAGCAGACGAUCGAAGACGGAAUUUUUGAUUCAGUGGAGCGACUUGCAAAGAGCGGCUGCCGGUAAAGAGAAGGAAGGCGAGAAGACGGAGGGAGAUCCCACUCGAGUCUUGGUACUUGCUGCCACGAACUGUCCCUGGGACAUCGACGAUGCUGCACGGCGGAGAUUUGUGAGGAGGCAAUACAUUCCGCUACCUGAAUACCAAACCAGGGAAAAGCAGUUGAGGACGUUGCUCGGUCACCAAAAGCACGAGUUGAAUGAGCAGGAUGUCGACCGGCUGGUGGAGGCUACGGAAGGCUACUCCGGUUCAGACAUUACGGCGUUGGCGAAGGACGCAGCCAUGGGGCCGCUGCGCAAUCUGGGCGAAGCUCUACUAUAUACCCCGCGAGAUCAAAUACGGCCUAUUCACAUGGGUGAUUUUGCAAGCAGUUUGGACAACAUCCGACCGAGUGUAAGCAAAAAGGGACUGGAGCAAUUCGAAGCGUGGGCCAGAGAAUUUGGUGAACGGGGCGGUUAA
Cyphellophora europaea CBS 101466 is the source of this 2412-nucleotide messenger RNA. RefSeq lists its product as uncharacterized. Gene Ontology annotation, molecular function: ATP hydrolysis activity; ATP binding. The transcript has 3 exons. NCBI's taxonomy places the organism in Eukaryota, Fungi, Ascomycota, Eurotiomycetes, Chaetothyriales, Cyphellophoraceae. The record is from RefSeq and is a predicted model, not a curated record. Bases 1 to 2412 code for a protein of 803 amino acids.